GCAGCGGGAGCGCGGGAGCCCGACGGCGCGGCCGCAAGGUCACCGCGCACCAUGGAGGCCAAGGUCCGCCAGAGCCGGCGCUCGCGCGCGCAGCGGGAUCGCGGCCGCCGUCGGGAGGCGGCCCGCGACGCCCGCGACCAGAGCGCGUCGUCGGGCGACGAGACCGAGCCCGGGCCUGGCAAGGAGAACGCGGGCCUGCCCCGCGCGCCCCCGCCCCGCGCCGCCGCCGUGCGCCCCCCGCGCCGCCGCCGCCGCGAGUCCAGCUCGCAGGAGGAGGAGGUCAUCGACGGCUUCGCCAUCGCCAGCUUCAGCACGCUCGAGGCCUUGGAGAAGGACAUGGCCCUGAAGCCACAUGAGCGGAAGGAGAAAUGGGAACGUCGCCUUGCCAAGAAGCCCCGCGAGUCAGAAAACUGCCCGUCUGCAGAACCAAGUGAGAAUGGGCGUCCCCUGGAGAUCGUCAGUCCUGAGCAGGACCUGGAGCCUGCCUGCGACCGGGGGAAGAAGAAGGUCCCACUGCAGCCCACCAAGCAGAUGAAGGUCACCGCAUCCAGAGGGGCCGACCGCCACAGUGGGGAUGACAGCCUCCAUGAAGCCACCAGCUCCCGGACAAGCAGUUCUCGGGACCAGCUCAGUGACAGUUCUACGCAGGCCGUCUCGGGCAGAGGCUACUCGUGUGACAGCGAGAGUGAAGGGGACGACAAGGCAUCUGUGGGCUCUGAGAAGCUCUUCGCCCCAGCAGCUGAUAAAGGCCCCACGCUGGGCGAGGAGGCCGAGGCCAAGGCCGGGGCGCCGCCCAAAGUCUCGGGCCUGGAGCGCAGCCGCGAGUUGAGCGCCGAGCCGCCCUUCCUGCCCACGGUGCGCAGCCCCGCGCCCCCCGCCGACCCCGCGACAGGCGCCCCGGCCAGCCCGCCGGUCAAGAAGGAAGCCCCUGCCCUGCCCCGCCUCACCCCGCAGCCGCCGCCCGCGCCCCCACAGCCCCGCGCCCCGCUCCCGACGCACGUGCCUCUGCCCCUGGGCGCCUUCGCCGGCCAAGGCCAGGCUGCGCACAACGGCCUGCACAGCCUCAGCAGGAGCAGCGGCGCCGGCAGCAGCGCCAGCCUCGGGCUCGCGAAGCACGCGUCCCUGUCGCCUCUCGGGCCGGGCCCCCACCUGUCUACCUCACACUUGGCGCUCCGCUCGCAGGCCCAGCACCAGCACCACGCGGCGGCCAUGUUCGCCGCCCCCCCGACACUGCCCCCGCCCCCGGCGCUGCCGGCCAACAGCCUGGUCAUCCCAGGACACCCUGCCGAUGCCAGCCUGUUGAUCUCAUUCAGCCAGCCAAUCAUGUAUUGCCAGCCUCAUUCGGGGAUUCUGAUUGAUCACGAGCUGCUCAGGCAAGAGCUGAACGCGCGUUUUCUGGUCCAGAGCGCUGAGCGGCCCGGCGCCCCCCUGGGCCCGGGGGCUCUGCUGCGGGCGGAGUUCCACCAGCACCAACACACACACCAGCACACACACCAGCACCAACACACAUUUGCCCCCUUCCCCGCGGGGCUGCCCCCGACGCCGCUCCUGCCGCCCGCCGCACCCCCGCCGUUUGAUAAGUACGCACCCAAGCUGGACAGCCCCUACUUCCGACAUUCCAACUUUUUCCCGUCUUUCUCUUCUGCCAUCCCCGGACUGCCCACCCUGCUCCCACACCCAGGCCCCUUUGGGUCCCUACAGGGUGCUUUUCAGCCCAAGACUUCCAGCCCAAUCGAGGUAACAGGCCGGGCCAGUGCUGUUCACACCCUCCUCCAGAAAGGCCCCGGGGUGUCCGACCCAUACCGGACCACAGUCAGGAAACCUGGGAAGUGGUGUGCUGUGCACGUGCAGAUCGCCUGGCAGAUCUACCACCAUCAGCAGAAGAUAAAGCAGAUGCAGCUGGACCCCCACAAGCUGGAGGUGGGCGCCAAGCUGGACUUGUCCAGCAGACCCCCUGCCCCGGGCGUGUUUGCCGGAUUCCACUACCCGCAGGACCUGGCCCGGCCCCUCUUCUCUGGCUCGGGUGCCGCCCAUCCCACCACCAACCCAUUCGGAUCCUCAGCCCAUCCCAGCAGCUUCCUGACCACCGGUCACCUGACAGACCCUUUCAGCAGGCCAGGCACCUUCGGGGGCCUGGGGAGCCUGGGCAGCAGCGCUUUCGGAGGCCUGGGGAGCCACGCACUGACUCAGGGCAGCAGCAUCUUUGCCCCCAAGGAGAGCUCUGUGCUGCAUGGCCUGCCCAGCCCCCACGAGGCCUGGAACCGACUGCACCGGGCGCCACCAUCCUUUCCCACACCACCCCCAUGGCCUAAGCCCGUGGACCCCGAUCGGGUCUCAGCCCUGACCAACCACGACCGAGAGCCGGACAAGGGCAGGGAGGAGAGGGACCUCCUGGAGAAGACGCGCCUGCUGAGCCGGGCCUCGCCCGCAGCGCCCGUGGGCCCCCCAGCCAGCAGCCUCCUGCUGCGCGGCCAGAGCGAACCGUGCCGGCCCGGGGUCCCUGCUGAGCGCGAGGCCGAGCCCCGCGUCAAGGAGAGCCGCUCUCCGGCCAAGGAGGACGGCGCCAAGCUGGCCGCGCGCCCGCCAUCUCCCUACAGCAAGGCGGCUCUGGGCGACAGCCUGCGCCUGGCGGGCCUCCUGGGCCGAGAGCCGGGGAAGCCGCCCGAAGCGCCGGCCGAGCGGCCCCAGGGCGACGUCAAGGUCAAGGAGGAGCGCAGGGAAGACAGCGACGCGCCCGAGCCCCCAGGGGCCGGCCUGCACCCAGCGCCCGAGCGUCCGCGCGCGCCCCCUGCGCCCCUGCAGCUCGGGCCCAGCCCGGCGGCCCGCGAGCGCCUGGGCUUCACAUGGGAGCCCCUGCGCGACGCCUACCGCGGCCUGGAGCUGCCCCGGCGCGCCCUGCCCGCCGCCGCCGCCACCCCCGCCCCGGGUCCCGCCGCCCUCUUCGAGCCCCCCGAGCGCCCCUACCGCGACCGCGAGCCACACGACUACAGCCCGGAGCGCCUACGGGAGGCGCGCCGCGAGGAGCUGGAGCGCGCGCGGGCCACGCACCUGGGCGCGGGCCCGCACCUGCCCGCCGCCGCCGCGCACCUGGACGGCGCCGCGCUCCUGCCCGCGCUGGGCGCCCUGCACUACCCGCGCCUCGGGCCCGCAGCCGCUGCGCUGCACAACGGGCUCCUGGCGCGGACCCCGCCCGCUGCCGCCGCCGCCGCCGCGCUGGGCGCGCCGCCCCCACUGGUGGCCGCGGGCGGGCCCCCCACGCCCCCCGGGCCGCCGCCGCGGAGCAGGACUACGCCGCUUGGGGGCCAUGGGCCCGAGGCGCGCGACUACUCCCCAUCCCGCAACCCCCAGGAGGUGGAGGCGCGGUAGUCCCCGCGGGACCCCGCGCCCCGUGUACAGAGGCCCUUCCACAAAUGCACUGCUGUAAACUUUUCUACGUGGACGUUUCUAGAACCUAAGCACAGCGCCGUCAGUCCUGGGGUGACCCUUGCUUAACACCCGAAGCCUGCACAGUCGGGGAGCUUCAUCCACAGCUUUGCUGGGGGUGAUCUUUUGUUUUCUGAGCUUGAAAUUAGGCUACUGGAGGAGAAUUCAAGUUUGUACAUCUUUUCCCACAGGUGAGAAGUGUUUUUAAUAGAUUUGUAUUUUUUUCAAUUUUGUGCUCUUUAGACAUUUAAAAAGAAAAGAGAAACUUUUGCUUUUUUAUCUUCAGUUCAGAUUUGCAAUGUAAAGGCCUCAGAUCCCUCUCUAGAGCCCCAGGAUCUUUUGUCUUAUUUAUGGAGAAAAAACGGUCAUUUUGUCCAGCGCACUGUGAGGCCCCCACUCAGGGCCUGCCUGGCCCUCCCUUGGUACUUGGAACCGAAGUUACAGAUAUAUAUUAAAAUAAUAAUUAAUAAUAAUGUAAAAACUUUUUUUGCCUUAUUAUGCAGAAGCAUAAGAGGAUUUCUUUUUUGGUUUGUUUUUAAAGAAAAACAAAUGAAAUAUGUAAAUAGUCUGUUAAUAUAAAUAUAUGACGUUAUUAAAUUCUUAACCUAGGUAGACUUUAUAAAAGGCAGUUUCUAGAAACCUCUCUGAUUAUUUGUUUAACACGGUCACAAAAAACCCACUUGCUGUCAGUUGGACACGCUCAGAAGCUUAACUGCAGCAGACCCUUCAACUAUGCAAGCGCUCAGAGGGGGCACUGGGCCGCUGUCUGGGGAGGACCCUUCCCCCAGCCUCGCAGCAAGCUGGGCCCCGCCCUCCUCGGCCGGCUCUGGCCGCGAGGACACUUCUGUGGAGCCUAGUGCUCACUGAGCAGUGUUCUCAGAAUCCAUACCAGACAAGUAGAUUUUUAGGAGUUAAGAGUCUAAAGGUUCAUUGCAAUCAGAAAUAGUACUUCUGUCCACCUUCCCUUCCGUGCAAAGGCCAUCGGCAGAUGUCCCUCAGCGCGCUCCUCCACCUGUGGAGGCCUUGGCAUGAUCUCCUUUUGGUUUCGGUUUUGCUUUCAUAGCCCCGAACGUCCCCCUGUCCUGUGCCCAGCACCCUUCUCUGUUCCCCGACACCCCCACCUGUGUCCACUGCACUCUUGAGCCUUGUUGGUUCGACCGUCAGCAGCCAUCUGCUCCAUUCUGUAUUUUCAACCCAUGUUUCCACUGUGGACUCUGGUUGUUUUAAACACUGAGUUCUCGUGUCAAUCAUUGGAGAUAAAUACAGCCUUGAUUUUGGAUCACAAGGUGGUCGGGUGUUCUGUGUGGCACUGUAGAAGGUGGGGGUUCCUGGCCCCAGGACUGCCUUGGCGCGUUGGGUGGAGCCGGGACACCGGUCACCCUUGCCUAGAAGCAGAGCACCUUCACGGGUCUCGGCCUUGCCUCUCCAGCUCCGUCUGGACCAGCACCGCCAGGGCUGUUCCUGCUGCUGGAAUGCCCUCCUGCCCUUUGCCUGCCGCCUCCACCUUGGCCUGUCCCCACCCCGUCAGCCUGCUCAGCCUUGUCCUCUCUGUGCACUGGGUGGAGGCUCACAUCCCUGCAGGGCUGGCCUUCCCCCUGCCCCCCACUGCCCUGGCCCCACACAGAGCCAGGUGAGCCUUUUGUGGAGAAAUGAGGGCUCAGGGAGGGAGGGGGCAGAGGCAGAACCGGCCACCUCUACUCUUCGGGAGGAGAAGGGCAAGGGGCCAUUCCCUUUGGAAAUGGGGGCUCUGAAUGGAUUUGGGUGAGCAGCCAGGCCCGGAAUUGCCCUGAGCCUAAGAAGAGCCCCCCUGUGGAGGGUUGGGGUGCCCCACAUGGAGCCCACUGUGCCCAGGGGCCCACGCUAAGCCCCACCCAGCUGCCAGGGCAGGCCCGGCUGGCCCACCAGCCCCCAGGGCCCUGGGAACCUACCCACAGGUGUAGUGGGCCCAUGGAUGCCAAUCAGGCUCUCCCCUUGACUGAGACCACCUGGGAGUCCAGGGUUAUCACAUAGAAGAAUAAAAUAUUUGAGCUAAAAGCCAGAGGACACAGUCUGCAUUGAACCAUAGGGUGGAGGGGAGUAGGCCAGUACUUCUCUCUCUUCCCAGGGAAGGCCCCCUGGUGCAGCGUCACCAUGGGGAAGAGUGUUGGUAUCUGCCCUGGGGCAGGUCGUCCAUCCUCAAGGCAUGUCAUUUUCAAGAGGUCAUUCUCUCUAAUGGAAUGUUAUCCUUGAGGAGCAAAAUCCAUAGCGAAAUUCUGGCCCCUGGGGAGCACUGUGGGGGAGCAUCCUCCUGGGAGCACUGUGGGGGAGCACCUCCUGGGAGGACUCUGGUGGGCAGCUCCUGGGAGCACUGUGGGGGAGCACCUCCUGGGAGCACUCUGGUGGGCACCUGGGAGCACUGUGGGGGGGCACCUCCUGGGAGCACUCUGGUGGGCACCUGGGAGCACUGUGGGGGAGCACCUCCUGGGAGCACUCUGGUGGGCAGCUCCUGGGAGCACUGUGGAGGAGCACCUCCUGGGAGCACUCUGGUGGGCACCUGGGAGCACUGUGGGGGAGCACCU
Molecule: messenger RNA, 5981 nt
Organism: Zalophus californianus (California sea lion)
Lineage: Eukaryota; Metazoa; Chordata; Mammalia; Carnivora; Otariidae
Gene: FBRSL1
Product: fibrosin like 1
Exons: 20
Coding region: 52-3366 (1104 amino acids)
Source: RefSeq, a predicted model, not a curated record